Molecule: messenger RNA, 2481 nt
Organism: Myripristis murdjan (pinecone soldierfish)
Lineage: Eukaryota; Metazoa; Chordata; Actinopteri; Holocentriformes; Holocentridae
Exons: 2
Coding region: 127-2355 (742 amino acids)
Biological process (GO): DNA integration
Molecular function (GO): nucleic acid binding
Source: RefSeq, a predicted model, not a curated record
AAUCUGCUGAGAGCUCUUCAGUUGCCCUCAGCAGUGGCUGUUCUGAGGUGUUGUGCUCAUCAAAAGGACACCUCUCUCAUCACACAAGGUAACAAUUUGGCAGACGAAGCAGCAAAAAAGGCGGCAAUGCAACAGCCCCAUCAGGUUAAUAAAGCAAAAACAAUGAUGGCACUGCAACAGUCCGUCAUGUGUCCCAUCUUAGUUGAAGCUGAUUUGGCUCCUUUGAUGUCUAUGACAUCAUUAAUUCAAGCCCAAGCCAGGGCUUCACCAGAAGAACGAUCAGUCUGGCUCAAAAGGGGAGCAGUCAAAAACACUCUAGAUGGCCCACAACAGGGUCUUUGGCGGAGUAGCCAAGGACAUUUUGUUCUACCUGUUGCAUUGUUGCGCUGUGCAAUUCGGAAUGCGCAUGGUCGAGACCAUUGCGCAAGGGGGGAGGUCAUAAGGCAUUUGCAAGCAGUCUGGUGGUCGCCUUUUUUGGCAGCCACGGUAGAAAGAGUGUUGCAUGAGUGUGAUGUGUGUGCUAAAUACAACACCAGGAAGGCCUUUUCGGCUCCCAUUGCGCACAUUCCUCCGCCGGAUGGGCCAUUCAGACAUCUAAUGAUUGACUACAUAGACAUGACUCAAAGAAUUGGAAAAUUGAGGUAUGUUUUGGUGGUUGUUUGCCGGUUCAGUUGGUGGAUAGAAGCAUCCCCUACAAGCAGUCCAGAUGCUAGCUCAGUAGCUAAGUUUUUGUGUAGGGAAGUCUUCCCGAGAUUUGGCAUCCCAGACACUCUCAGCUCUGAUAAGGGACCACAUUUUGUUGCAGCAACAUUCCAAGCAACGCUGAAAAUGCUGGGAAUCAAGCAGAAGUUUGGUUGUGUGUACCAUCCCCAGUCACAAGGACAAGUUGAAAGAGCUAAUAAGACCUUGAAAGAAAAGCUAGCUAAAAUACUAGCAGAUAUUGUGGGAGGAAGUAAGUUGAACUGGGAGCAAGCUUUGCCAUUGGCUCUGAUGUCUAUGAGAAUGAGUACUAACAGGCUUACGCAUCUAACACCGCAUGAAAUGCUCACGGGUCGGCCCAUGCUUGUGCCUUAUCUUAGAGGUCCCUACGAGGGACCAGCGCUUGAGCAACUAGAAGGCGAGCUGCAAAGCUACCUCCAACAUCUGACUCAUAUCUAUAAAGAAAUAUUUUCACAGGUGAAAGGAGCCACAGAGGAACGGGACGCUGAAAUCCCAGGAGAAAAGCAGACAAUCCAGUCAGGUGACCUUGUGUACAUCCAUGUCUUCAAGAGAAAAAAGUUUGGAACCCAGGCGAGAAGGGCCAUACAAGGUUGUCUUAGCUACCCCACUGCGCUCAAGGUUGAAGAAUACAUGGCUGAUGGACAUCAGAGCUCUUGGGAACCAAGGGUGGGCCCAACACCACCAUGUGUGCCAGUUUCACUUACAGGAGAUCCGCAGCAGCCAAGUUUGCCACACCAGCUGCUCACCCUGUUCCCUGUUUCGUCGGAAUCUUAUCCACCAGCCACACCAGGACCUGGUCUGGGCCUUUACCCUCCAUUACCGACACCAGCCACCAGCAGAACCAACGCCCAGUGGAACCUGGCGAGAUUUAUGCCAAGGAGCUACGCACCCUACCAGUCAUUGUCCUGGCAGAAUCAACUGAGUGAACGCCCAGGGAUGGAGGUCCCAGUACCCCCGCCACUCUCUUCUUUCAGAUCCAAUGAGGUAUAUGAGCACCAGAGCUGGUUCAACCCCUUAGCUCCACAACCCCAUGCUAUCACAGCUGAGCAGCCUGGACCUGCCAGGCUCAACAUGGGAGAUCGCAGGGAGCCGAAGGACAACCUAGACACGGAAAGUCUUGCCUCUCUUGCCUCUCCAAUUUCAUUUUGCUCAUCCCCAGACCAAUCUGCUCCACCAAAUUCCCCUAGUCCUGUCAUGAAGAAUAGUAGUUCUCCCCACAUUUCCUCUACCAUCCCUAACCCAAUGGAUGAGCCCCAACCCUCCUACAAGAAUGAUGUACCUUAUGUAACCCAGAAUCGUGCCACCUUGUCAUACAAUGAGUUUCGUUUCUGGGUACCAAAUGCACCAGAGCAGGAGGCAGCUCUGGCAACGUCCAUGACACUUGUGUCAUCACAAAGUCACUAUCAGCGCGAGUGUUGCAUUGAUCAGGAGGUACGUGAGGAGAUUGCCCACUUAAGGAAACAAAAUGAAGAGCUCAAUCAACAAAUUGCAGAGCUCAACCAACAAAAUGCAGAGUUCGACCAACAACUCAUAGAGCUCAACCAACGACAUGCAAUGCUCAGUGAGCGUCUGAGCAUUUACCAACGGCUGAGAGGAUCGUCGAUAGGCAGGUUUAAUACCGUCUACGCAGACUAGAAUGUUCAGACCGAAUGCUGUUUCUGCACUGCUGGAACAUGUAGAAUGUAGAUGUACCACUGUAUUAUGCUGAGUACUGUCGGAACAUGCAUAAAGGGCUAUUUACAUCUUAUUAUUGAUAAAAAA